AUGCCAAGAAAACAAAAAAUAGUUGCUGAUGAUGUGAGUUUCCAUUUAUUUCUUUGUUUUUUUGAAAAAUAAAAACGUUUUUCAGAACUGGCGACAAGAUGACCUUUCAAUUGGAUGGUUUGAUAUUCCACUUGAGAUGAGAGAAAUGGUAAUUAAUGAGAUGGAUGUGAAAACACGAUGUAAAUUCAUGCAAUGUUCGACAAAAUGUGAAGAGGAAGUGAAAAUAUCGAAGCGUUUUUCUAGCAAACAUCAAAAUCCGUCGGUAUCUACAUCGAGAAAUUUGGAUAGGACUUGGUGAACGAUUUGAUGAAGAUACACCACAUUAUCAUUAUUGUUUGGAAUUUAUUAAUGAUUUGAAAUCAUCAGAACCUCAAACGAAAGUUGUUUAUCACACGUGAGUGUAAUUUUUUUGAUUAUUUUUUAGAAAAAUGCUCAAAUUUCAGUGUACAGCGAGAAUGGGUUGUAGAUGAUUACUAUGAAGAUUUGAAAAAAAGAAAUGAAAUGGAUGAAAACUGA
Caenorhabditis angaria is the source of this 516-nucleotide messenger RNA. The record is from the annotation of a GenBank genome assembly. NCBI's taxonomy places the organism in Eukaryota, Metazoa, Nematoda, Chromadorea, Rhabditida, Rhabditidae.